Molecule: messenger RNA, 1473 nt
Organism: Psylliodes chrysocephalus
Lineage: Eukaryota; Metazoa; Arthropoda; Insecta; Coleoptera; Chrysomelidae
Source: the annotation of a GenBank genome assembly
AUGUCAUACCGAGGCAGAGGUAACCCAAGCUACUACGGCAACCAAGAUCGUGUUUAUUACAACCGUGAGUACGAUGACUACAAUAGUCAACCAUCUACCAGUCGGGGCCGUGGCCGCGGUAGAGGUAACAGAAGAGGUGGUAGGAAUAAUAACAAUAAUAGUUAUCCACACCAAAAUAAUAAGAAUAAUAAUAAUGACAAACGAAAUGAUGAGAAUACUAAGAGUGACAAACCUGAAAUUAACAAUGUACCGGAACCAAAACACCUUUCUAAAACUAGUUCCGAGUUGACGAAUGAUCCGCUUUAUGAAGAAAGCUUUUUUAAAGAGUUCGGCUCCUCGUUAAGGAGAGAUGUUGAUGACCCUAAAAUACAUAGUGGCACAACCGGACUUAAAUACAUAAUUGAGAAUUUAUACAAAAUAUUCGUCACUAAGGCUGCGGGCUUUGCAAAACGUAUGCCAGAAAGCGCCCUUGCCGAUUAUUGUGCAAUCUUGACAACCCAACGUUUACUAAAAAUACAUAUUGAAAAUAGUUUUGACGCUAACUACGAGACAACCAAAUUUGUGCGAGAUAUCGACAAUGCAAAAUACUUUUACCCUAAGACAUUGUCUAGAUACUUAUCUGGUUUUGGUAAUACCAGAAUAGUUGGUGGAAGAAGUCUUAAAUUUUACUAUCCACCUGCUGUCGCACGUAAAGUAACUGUUGAUGAUUUGAGAUGGUGGGGUCGAGUUAACGAUCAGACCCAUCAUUUAUAUUUGAACUAUCCUUGUACGGCAGUUUAUUAUAGCCGUGUUGUACAUGAUUAUGUCGGUCGACAACAAUUUGUCGAAGCAGAAGGAGAAGAAGAAGAGGAAGAAGAUGCUGACGAAGACUUGGAUUUGCCAGCUCGAAUACGACCACUUCAGUGGGACAGAAGCUCACCUAAUGUGAAUUUACAAGGUUGGAAGUCUAGAACGCAUUUAACCAAUAUUCAGCGUGGUUUCCUCGAUACUGCAGAUUUUGAUCCUCGUGAAUCACCUCGAGGGCUAGAGUGGAAUUACAAUCCCUCUUGGAUAAAUGCAGUUUCGAUUGAAUUAGAAAACUUAAACUUUAUAGAAGCUGGAACGGUUGCUGAAUCCAGUGGCGGUUCGCAAGGUCAGACGACCUUUGCUUUUCCAUACAGCGAUGACGAGUUACCAGUUAGUACUGGUGACUUUAUAGGGAAGUCGAAUUUGGACGUUUCUGGUCCUAUCGCCAAUUUAGGCGUUAAACAUUUAUAUAGAGUAAAAUACGAUGAAGAUUUGAGAAAUUGGAGUAUCUAUUGGGAAAAUCGAUCAUUUGAUCAUGUCCCUGCGGCCUGGUCCGCUACAGUUAAUACUUGGCGUGACGCAGAGUAUCCCGAAUUAACGACGGGUCGUUACAGUAUUGAACUGUUCGAUCCUAGAGAGUUUGCACGCUUAGUAGUCGAGCGUAACAACCGUAAAGUAAAGAAAUAA